Molecule: messenger RNA, 210 nt
Organism: Gongylonema pulchrum
Lineage: Eukaryota; Metazoa; Nematoda; Chromadorea; Rhabditida; Gongylonematidae
Source: the annotation of a GenBank genome assembly
AUGAACACAACUCGAGAAGGUUUUGGAAAGCUGGUUUGGGUGCCAGACGCCAAGCAUGGUUUUAAACUUUGUAAACUCCUCGACAUUGGUAGCGAGACGAUGACCGCUGAGCCAGUUGGCGGUGGGACAGCGGUCACUGCUCGAUAUGACGAAGUGUUUCCUGCAGAAGAGGACCUGAAGAAGGAUGUGGAUGAUAACUGUGAGGCUUAA